AUGGAAAUCCAGGAAGAGAACCCAAUGAUUUUUGUAUAUCUCCUGAACCAAAAUAAGUUUUUGGACCGUGAGCGACUAUCAUUUUUAUCCUAUAACUUUAUGAAAUUAUUUGAUACAUUAAUAAAAUUGGAAAAUGAUUAUAAAAAUUUUAUAUUAAUACUUGGAGGAGAUUUGAACAAUGUUUUAGAUGUUGAAUUAGAAAGAAAAGGUGGCAACUACAAAGAAAAACUUAAAGAAAAUUUUGAAUCGCAAAUAAUUUGGAAUAAUAUAAAUAUUAAAAUUGGAGGUAGUCCUAUAUUUGAUAAAACUAUAUUUGAAGAAGGAUAUAUUCAUGUGAAAGAUAUUUUACUAAAAAGUACAACUGAAUGCGGAAACCUUACUCUCUUAGGCAUAAAAUUAAUUAAAAAAUUAUCUAAAGAAUCCCCAACCCACACUUUGAAAACAAUAACGAUUCCAGAACAAAUAAGUCGAAACCUUUACAUGUUAUAUAAACAUAAAUUAGAUGCCAUAAAACCAAAAUAUAUAUAUGAUAUUCAAAUAAAGAAAUAUUAUUCGAAACCUAAAGGAAUACAGGUUUGGGAGAAAUACCUUGACAAUGAGCUUUUAGAAGAAGACAUUAAGUCUAUAUUCAAAGAAAUACAAGAUGUUUGCUGUAAUAUAAAAUCUAGAAACUUCAAAUAUAAAUUUUUAAAUCGCAUUAUUUUUACAAACGAUAAAUUAUGUAAGAUAGGAAAAGAAAGUUUGACUCUCUGUGAUUUAUGUGGUUCAUGUAUCGAAAGUUUAGAACAUCUUUUCAUUUCCUGCAGCGAAUCACAAAAGGUAUGGGAUAUCCUAUCAAGUGAUAAAAAUUGUAUUAAACUAACAACAUCCUUAAAAGUGUUUGGUUUAUAA
Molecule: messenger RNA, 891 nt
Organism: Lottia gigantea (owl limpet)
Lineage: Eukaryota; Metazoa; Mollusca; Gastropoda; Lottiidae
Exons: 2
Coding region: 1-891 (296 amino acids)
Source: RefSeq, a predicted model, not a curated record